Molecule: messenger RNA, 8490 nt
Organism: Xyrauchen texanus (razorback sucker)
Lineage: Eukaryota; Metazoa; Chordata; Actinopteri; Cypriniformes; Catostomidae
Product: ankyrin-1-like
Exons: 39
Coding region: 19-5244 (1741 amino acids)
Biological process (GO): signal transduction
Molecular function (GO): protein binding
Source: RefSeq, a predicted model, not a curated record
GGCUUCAGUCCCCUGUACAUGGCAGCACAGGAGAACCACUUGGAAGUGGUGAAAUAUCUACUUGAACAUGGAGCCAAUCAGAGCCUUCCAACUGAGGAUGGUUUUACUCCUCUGGCAGUAGCACUUCAGCAGGGCCAUGAGAACGUGGUUGCCCUCCUGAUAAACUAUGGCACCAAGGGCAAAGUGCGCCUUCCAGCCCUACACAUCGCAGCACGCAAUGAUGACACACGCACUGCUGCUGUAUUGCUGCAGAAUGACCCCAAUCCAGAUGUCCUGAGCAAGACUGGCUUUACUCCCCUCCACAUCGCAGCCCAUUACGAGAAUCUCAGUGUCGCACAGCUUUUGUUAAACAGAGGAGCCAAUGUGAACUUUACGCCUAAGAACGGCAUCACUCCGUUACAUAUCGCUUCCAGGAGAGGGAAUGUGAUUAUGGUGCGACUUCUAUUGGACAGAGGUGCUCAAAUAGAUGCCAAGACUAAGGAUGAGUUGACACCGCUGCAUUGUGCAGCCAGAAAUGGCCAUGUACGUGUUGUGGAGAUCUUGCUAGACCAGGGCGCUCCCCUUCAGGCAAAGACCAAGAACGGUCUAUCUCCCAUCCACAUGGCAGCGCAGGGCGAUCAUAUGGACUGCGUGAAGCAGCUGCUGCAAUACAAUGCAGAGAUCGAUGACAUCACAAUGGAUCACCUAACCCCUCUGCAUGUGGCAGCACACUGUGGUCACCAUCGUAUGGUUAAAGUGCUGCUCGACAAGGGGGCAAAAGCAAAUGCCCGGGCUCUGAAUGGGUUUACCCCAUUGCACAUUGCCUGCAAGAAGAACCACAUGCGGUCCAUGGACCUUCUGCUCAAGCACUCAGCAUCUCUGGAGGCCGUGACUGAGUCGGGUCUAACCCCACUUCAUGUGGCUGCUUUCAUGGGGCAUCUUAACAUAGUGAAGAAUCUGCUUCAGAGAGGAGCUUCACCCAACGCAUCUAAUGUGAAAGUGGAGACCCCACUGCACAUGGCUGCCAGGGCGGGACACUGCGAGGUGGCUCAGUUCCUGUUACAGAACAAUGCACAGGUGGAUGCUAAAGCAAAGGAUGAUCAGACGCCCUUGCACUGUGCUGCUCGAAUGGGACAUAAGGAGUUGGUGAAGCUGCUCAUGGAGCAUAAGGCCAAUCCAGACUCGUCUACCACGUCAGGUCACACUCCUUUGCACAUCGCCGCCCGUGAGGGACACACCCAGACCACACGCAUCCUGCUUGACGGGAACGCACAGCAAACCAAAAUGACCAAGAAAGGAUUUACCGCUCUUCAUGUAGCAUGUAAAUACGGUAAAGUAGAUGUGGCAGAGCUGCUUUUGGAAAGAGGGGCAAAUCCUAAUGCAGCUGGAAAGAAUGGAUUGACCCCGCUGCACGUGGCCGUCCAUCACAACAACCUUGAUGUAGUCAAGCUGCUGGUCAGCAAGGGCGGCUCUCCGCACAGCACCGCGAGAAACGGCUAUACAGCCCUGCAUAUCGCAGCCAAGCAGAACCAACUAGAAGUGGCGAGCAGCCUGCUGCAGUAUGGAGCUAAUGCCAACUCAGAGUCACUGCAGGGCAUCACCCCACUUCACCUGGCCUCACAAGAGGGGCAACCCGAUAUAGUGGCACUGCUCAUCUCCAAACAGGCCAAUGUUAAUCUGGGCAACAAGAAUGGGCUGACACCUCUGCACCUGGUUGCUCAGGAAGGGCAUGUGGGCAUAGCAGAUAUGCUGGUGAAGCAAGGUGCCUCAGUCUAUGCAGCCUCAAGGAUGGGCUACACACCCUUACAUGUGGCUUGUCACUAUGGUAACAUAAAGAUGGUGAAGUUCUUACUUCAGCAGCAAGCCCACGUUAACAGCAAGACCAGAACAGGAUAUACACCUUUACAUCAAGCUGCUCAGCAGGGUCAUACAGACAUCGUCACCCUGCUGUUGAAACAUGGAGCCCAGCCCAAUGAAAUCACCACUAACGGUACAUCACCUCUGGGCAUCGCUAAGCGGCUAGGCUACAUCUCUGUCAUUGAUGUGCUGAAACUGGUGACUGAAGAAUCAGUAUCUGUGAUAACCACUGAGAAGCAUCGCAUGAGUUUCCCGGAGACGGUGGAUGAAAUACUGGACGUGUCUGAGGAUGAAGGAGUUGCUCAGCUAACAUUAGGGGAUGAACUUCUUGGGAUGGAUGGAGCACGCUACUUGAAGCUGGAUGACCUGAAAGACCAGGAUGAUGAUUUUCUGUCCCCCAAGAAAACCAUGAGAGACUUUGAGAGUGGCAUGGGCACAACACCUUACUCGCCAGCAAUUCCCAGAAUACCAUGUGUGUCACCUGAAACUGUCAUGCUUGACCAGCAUACACCUGUCCCUUUGCCAAAGGAGUAUGAUGAAGACUCUCUAAUCCCCAGUAGUCCAGCCACAGAGACCUCAGACAACGUUAGCCCAGUGGCCAGCCCCAUCCACACUGGGUUUCUGGUCAGCUUUAUGGUGGAUGCCAGAGGCGGGUCAAUGCGUGGCAGCAGACAUAAUGGUCUGCGUGUAAUCAUCCCACCACGCACCUGUGCCGCCCCCACACGCAUCACCUGCCGUCUGGUUAAACCGCAGAAACUAACCACACCACCUCCUCUGGUGGAGGGAGAGGGGCUCGCAUCUCGUAUUAUCUCAAUGGGGCCUUCCAGUAUGCAGUUCCUCGGGCCAGUGAUAGUGGAGAUCCCUCACUUUGCGUCUCUGAGUCGGGGUGAUCGGGAACUUGUAGUUCUGCGAAGUGAGAAUGGCUCCGUCUGGAAAGAGCAUCGUAAUCGACAUGCCGAUGACGUGCUGGAGCCCAUCCUUAAUGGCAUGGAUGAAGAUCUGGAAAGUCAGGAAGAGCUGGAGAAGAAAAGAAUCCGCCGCAUCAUCUCCACAGACUUCCCUCUCUACUUUGCUGUUGUGUCACGUGUCCAGCAGGAGAGCGAUCUUAUUGGCCCAGAAGGAGGUCAGCUAAUGAGUAAGCUGGUGCCCCAGGCCCAGGCCAUUUUCCCAGAGACGGCGGUCACCAAGAGGGUUCGACUUGGUCUGCAGGCCCAACCAAUCCCUGAUGAGCUGCUGACUCGCCAAUUAGGAAACCAGGCCACGUUCAGCCCCGUCGUGACAGUAGAGCCUCGACGACGAAAAUUCCACCGGCCAAUUGGGCUCCGUAUCCCUUUACCACCAUCCUGGAGGGAGAGUUCACGCGAUGCUGGCGAGGGUGACACUACAAGCCUGCGCCUCCUCUGCAGUGUUAUUGGUGGCACCGCCCCCGCUCAGUGGGAAGACAUCACUGGCACUACCAAGCUCAUGUAUUCCCACAACUGUGCCAACUUUACCACCAAUGUGUCCGCAAGGUUCUGGCUGGCAGACUGUCCACGGACGGCGGAGGCUGUGACCUUUGCCAACCUGCUGUACCGUGAGCUGAUGUCAGUGCCGUACAUGGCCAAAUUUGUGGUAUUUGCUAAGAUGAACGAUGCCAGAGAGGGCCGUCUGCGCUGUUACUGCAUGACCGAUGACAAAAUAGACAAAACCCUAGAGCUGCAUGAGAACUUCACAGAAGUGGCACGCAGCAGGGACAUUGAGGUGAUGGAGGGGAUGCCACUGCACUUAGAAUGUUCUGGAAACCUGGUGCCAGUGAGAAAAGCCACCCAACAGCCUCGUAGCUUUAGUUUUCAGGCCUUCAGAGACAACCGGCUACCUGUCUCUGUUAAGGUGAGAGACGGCAAUAAGGAAGCCACUGGGUUCCUAUCCUUUCUACGCAAAUCCACCAAAUACGAGGACGUGCAGCACGUGCUGUGUAACCUCAACAUCACCAUGCCUGCCUGUGUCAAGAUGGUGGGUAGUGACGAACGCCGGAGAACAUUGACCCCUCUCGCUCUGAGAGAGAGGUACAGCGUUCUGAAUGAGCCUGCUCUGGCCACAGUGAAUGCCAUGGAGAGAACUGAGCUAAAGAUUGCACAAAUAUCAGAACAGCUUGGACUGAGCUGGACUGAGCUGGCAAGGGAGCUGCAGUUUAGUGUGGAUGAUAUAAACAGGAUAAGAGUGGAGAAUCCCAACUCCCUCCUGGACCAGAGUUCAGCUCUUCUCAACCUGUGGGUCAGCCGAGAGGGAAAGAAGGCCAAGAUGGAGAAUUUGUAUGGAGCUUUAAAGAACGUUGACCGGUCAGACAUUGUGAAGUCUCUGGAAGCCCAGGCUCCUCAGGCGGUUCCUGAGGUGGUGGAGGAAGGAGCCUGCAGAUUGGCUGAUCGCAACUCCACUCUGCUUUCCCCUAAUGUCAUCAAUGGUUACGGGCUGGUGCAAGAGGAGCUGCUCUCCCCCGCUUCUAUGCAGUAUAGCCUGCCCUCCCCACUGGGCAUUGAGCCCUACUGGCAGGAGGUAUCCAGCCUGGAGUGUGCUCCUAUCGCCACCACUGAGGAGGACACCAUGAUGGAGAUGUCAGAUGUGCAGGUGUGGCCAGCAGGGGUCAGUCCAUCCCUGGUAACUGUUGAGGACUCGUCUCUGGACGGUAGCAGCCGUGCAGAUGAUUCGGAGGGCAACACAUUGAGUCUGCCCUGCAGUAGCUUGGGGAGACCCAGCAGUGGAGCCAGCGGGGCAAGUGGUUCUAUCAUGGAGCUGGAGGAGGAGGAGGAGGAAGAGGAGGUUGAUGAAGAUGACUUACAGCAUGAGCCGGUGUCCGGGAUCGCAGAAAAAGCGUGGGCCAGUGGCGCUGUCCCAAAGGCCAACUACAAUGGGCAGGCUGGAGGUCAGAGGUCGGAGGGGAAGAGGACAGAGGUGGUGGCGGGCUGCAGUGUGACAGGUGUAGCUAGAGGAGGAGGAAAAGGUGGAAAAGGGGCAAGUUCAGAGGAAACGUUUUCUGUUCUUACAGGGCAACAGAUCUACGCUCAGUUGUGUGAGAGAACUGGACUGAUGCGAGCGCUUGAACACAAUGGAGACAGGCUUGGUGGGGAGGCCUUCCAGCCUUACUCCCAGGAGAAAGAAGGCUUUGCUGACUCCCUCCACAGCUGGUCCCAACCCAAAUCAAGACAGACCAUGGAGGCCAUGAUGUCACCAUCCCAGGAACACAAUCAGUCAUGUGUAGUACAGGAGGCCCUGCUUACACCGAAAGAUGAUUCAAUAGAUCUCACCGGUGAUCAUCUACAUGAAGAGCAAUUUGCAGAUGAGCACGGGAAAGUUGUAAGCAAGUUGGGAGUGGAUGUGAAGAGGGAUGUUCAGGCUGUGAAGCGCUCCAGUUUUAAAAGAGUAAAGCACUGAAUCUAACGCAUUCUGUCCUGAAGAGUCGGACAUCCACUGCCAAACCAUCCUUCAUCUGCGCAUGACUGGACAGGACUGGAUUAGACAGGACAAAACAUGGAGCGAUAGGAAAAAACAAAAUGACAGGAGGGAAAACAUUGAAAACUCCACAUACAAUCCAAAAGCACCAAGAAACCAUGGAGCAUCACUGGAACGAAAAGGAGUUCUACCUGUAGUUUUGUAUCAUUUUUAACAGAAAAACUAUACGACUAACUUAGGGCAUGAACUUUUCGUAUAAAACGUAAAGAAAAUGACCAAAAAAAGCAUCAAAAAGUGCUUCCUGUCAACUGUAAACGCAUGACUGACUGCUGGUGCAUGACCUAUGAGCUGUCAUUAUCUAAAAAAAAAAGUGAAGGGGUACAAGGUAAAGGGCCGUUCCAGGACUGGGUGCAGGGGGCAAACACACGGACCUUUUAUCUUGAAACAAAAGGGGCUCUUGAAAAUGAGAGUCUCAGGAACACAACAGCCCCAAAAAAGCAACAGUUCUUUAUUUCGUCAAACAGAUUGUCAUAACACCGCUGCAUAGCUGACGCUAAGCCCGUCCCUUCAUUUACACUGGCCCUUUAUCCUGUUAUUCUAUGUGAUAUAUGCACUCUGUGCUACGUGAAUGUGCAUUGGUGUGUGUGUGUGCGUGUGUGUGUCGGUAUCUAAUGCAUGUGUACUCUCUUCUGGCUUGGUACUGAGCUUUUUUUCUGGAUCUGUCAGAGCUUUUUUGGUGUUUGCAGUGGGCUUGAGAAUAAGCCACUGUGCUCUCCUGUUCGUGAGUGUCUGGAAGUUUAUUUCCAGGCUUUUUUAAAUGUAUUUGUGUUCCUUUCAACGGUCAGCCACCUAUUGCUUUCGUCUAAUUUGGUUUGAAUUUAAAGACCUCCUCCCUUCAAAACAGUGUGAAUAUUGGAUCAAGUAAACUUGGUGUAUCUACAACACUCCAAAAUCCCUGACAACCUAUGGAGGGCACAUGCUUUGUCUUAUAACCUGCUCUGACAGUUCACAAUUGACCAUCCAUUCAUCCACAUUUUUAGCUCUGAUGCUUUUUGCUGACUUGCCAUGUUGGACCGAUUUCAGAGACUAAUGUAGCAUUGCAUGCUGGUUAACACUCCCUUUCAUGCUGUUCUCUUGGGCCUGCACUUUGCCUGGGAGUUUUUAUUAUUUUGUAUUUUUAAUCAGACUGUGCUGGUGAAAAACUGAUUGUAGUUGUGAAGUGUUUGGCUUGGGGACUGUACAAUCACUAAGAAACUGACUUUGUAACGUUUGGGACUUAAGAUGGAGCUAUGUGAAAUGGAAGCGUUUAAAAAACUUUGAAGAUGCUCUUUGAUUAUUCAUUUCCUUUUGCAUUUCGAUGUACAGUUAAAAAUAGACAAAUAAAUAUGCAGACAGCACUGUGACAGUCAACCUUAAAAUUGACCCCUGAACUGUGAACUCACAACUGUCUGUCUUACUCUUUGGCUUCAAAUGUCUCACUUAUAUCAACAAGGUUAUACGCAACCUUUUCAACUAUGGGAAGCUUAAAUAUACUUUUAUUGCAAGUACAUGUUACCGAUGCCAUAUUCCAUUGUUCACAUGUAUGUUUUCACAGUCACCUUUAUUUUACUUUAUUUAUUAUGAAAGAGCCCAAACAUACACAAUCUCUUUAAAGUAUAGUCUACUAAAGCAAUAAUAUCACUUCCUGAAACAGUUGGGAUACAAUUUCUGGUGCGUGUGUGUGUGCGUGCGUGUGUGUUUGUCUAUGAGCACUUGUGUGUUCCGUAUAUACUCUAUUUAUUAACCCAACAUUUUAGUAGCAUUUGUAUAAUGUAUAAUGUUAUAAAAGCAUGCAUGAGGAUCUCACAAAUGUCCCAGUAUGCAAUCAUGUGAUCUUGUGUACAUACCAACUAAAGUUCACUGUACUGACACUUCAUACCGAUGUGUGUACAAGAUAUCGGUGUUCAACUUUAAUGGGCAAGGCAUCAUUGUAUGAUCUAUGAAUGGCAAGUCAAUGGCAAGCAUAAUAAAAAAAAAGGGACAGUGUUCAGCAUUUAAUUAGAGCACAGUAGCUUACAUAACCAUGAGCACACAGUGAUUUCAGGUCACACAUUCAUAUAAUUUAAGUUGAGGGAUGUAAAUGAAUGAUUAAAUGAAUGAAUGAACGAACAAAUGAAUGAAUGAAUGAAUUAAUUUUAACUUGUUUUCUAAAUCCCAAAACAAAAAUAGUUAACUAAGGAAUGCAUGGACAAUUGGAUAAAUUACAAUGAUUGUACUUUGUAUUUAAAAUUUUUGAAUUGGAUCCCUUUUUUUUUCUGGGGUUCAAUUCAGCUGUGUGCUUUGUGAAUUUGCACACGUCCCUUCUCACCAACAGUCAUCAAAAAACUUAUCAGUUCUGCCUCAUACUGUAUAUUAUGUUUUACUGUUCACUCAGGUUUGUGUUGACAAAUGAUUUCUCUUCCAUGUUUAAUGGUGAAUCCUAUGUCCACUAUCAGGAGUAUAAGGAUUGUCAGUGAGGGGUGCUGGGAUGUGGGAAAGGGGUGCGGGUGACCUCAGCAUGCAGGACAUGGAUUCUUGUUGAAUACCUUAUCGCUGCUGUAACAGUUGUCAAUGACCUGUAUUAUUUUAGUUUCUGAAAAUAAAGCCGGGGGAAAGGGAGAAAUAUGUUUUUUAUUUAUUUAUUAAUUUAUUUGUUUAUGUAUUUAUCUUGAAGAGAACAAAAUGAUUUAACCUUGCAAUUGUUAUGUAUUAAAAAUUGUUUAUUUAAAACUGUUGCAAAAAUGUAGACUUCACCUAUACUUGUUUAGAAUUGAUAAAUGACAGUAUAAACGCAAUAUCAUGUUACUCUGUACUAAGGAAUGCAUCUGUGCACAUGCACAGAAAAUAUGUUUUUAAUAAAGAAUAUAUGUAUAAAUAUAAUAUGACAAAAUAUAUUUAAUUAGAAUGCUAUGCACCCUUAUUAGAGUCAUUAUGGAUGUACUUUAACAUAUUAGUUAGAAUCCAGUAAUACCAACAUGCCCACAUCAUGGGGAAUGUAGAUGCUUUGUAGCUAUUUAAACAUGUUUUAAUUAAGUUAUUUUUUAUUUUAUAAUUUUUUUUUGUAUUGCAACGGAGAAAGGAGAUACGAACAUUGAAUAUGUAUACAAGCCUUUUAUUCAGAUUAUUUCUGACAUGAAUAUAUGUAUAGACCAUUUACCCUGUACACCAGCUCAGAUUAUUUACAAAAAUUAAUAAAGAAAGAUGUGACAU